Molecule: messenger RNA, 2487 nt
Organism: Carya illinoinensis
Lineage: Eukaryota; Viridiplantae; Streptophyta; Magnoliopsida; Fagales; Juglandaceae
Product: putative wall-associated receptor kinase-like 16
Exons: 3
Coding region: 104-2356 (750 amino acids)
Biological process (GO): protein phosphorylation; cell surface receptor signaling pathway
Cellular component (GO): plasma membrane
Molecular function (GO): polysaccharide binding; protein serine/threonine kinase activity; calcium ion binding
Source: RefSeq, a predicted model, not a curated record
CAUAUGCCUAUUAUAAUCGAUCAUCUACGGCAAGUUUUGCAGGCGAAAAACACAGUAGCAAACUUUAUCAAUCCCUCUUUUAGAAAUAGUAGUGGAGGCGAUUAUGGGUGGUUAUAAUUGGCUGCUUGUGCAAGUCAUAUGGGUAGGCGUAAUACUAUCUGGAAUGGCAACUGCAGCACUAACAGCAGCAGCUAAUGGAUCAGCCCUCCCUAACUGCCCCAACUGGUGUGGAGAUGUUGAAAUUCCAUAUCCAUUUGGUAUAGGGGAAGGUUGCUACCUAAAUAAAAGCUUUUCUGUCAAUUGCACCAAAUCUUCGGACGGACGACACCGACCGCAGAAGCGUGACGUCGUUGUCCAACAGAUUUCCAUCCAAGGCCAGAUUGACAUCUUUAUGAACACUGUCGAGGUCUGUAACAACGGGUCGGGGCUCUCGACAAAAUUCCAGUUCGCCGGUCUGAGAAUCGCCUCCAAUGCUUUUACCAUUUCUAACACCCAAAACGUGUUCAUUGCUGUUGGCUGCGAUACAUAUGCAUACCUUACUGGUAAACAGAACAAUGGAAACUUCUCCAUGGGCUGCAUGUCCAUUUGCCAGAAUCAAAGCAAUGUUUUGAAUGGGACUUGCUCUGGAAUUGGUUGUUGCCAGGUAGAGAUCCCGGAAAGAGUGAGCAAUAUCAUUUUGGAAGUACAUAGCUACAAAAAUCACACAAAAGUAUUGGACUUCAAUCCCUGCGGCUAUGCUUUCGUUGUUAAGAAAGAACUGUUCAAGUUCUCCUCUGUUUAUCUUUCCAGUCUCCAAAAUAAUAGAACCAUUCCGAUGGUACUUGAUUGGACGAUCGGUAAUGAAAGGUGUAAGUAUGCUCAGCACAAGCCUGAUUACAGAUGUGGAGGGAACAGCACAUGUGAUGAUCCCGAAAACGGCUAUGGAUACCGUUGCCAGUGCAGGAAGGGUUACGACGGCAAUCCCUACCUCCCACUUGGUUGCAAAGAUGUUAAUGAGUGCCUUGAUCCAAAUCUCAAUAAUUGCACAUCACCAAAGAGAUGCAUUAACACGGAAGGGAGUUAUACAUGUUCUUGCCCCAAGUGGCACAGUGGGGACGGAAGAAAGGAUGGUGCAUCGUGCACUUUGAACCUUGGACUAGUGAACAAGAUUGCCAUUGCUGUUGGUGUAGGCUUUAUAGUACUGCUGGUCUCUAGCUCUUGGAUGUAUUUGAUAAUCAAGCAAAGAAAGCUAAUCAAGCUUAGAGAAAGAUUCUUUCGCCAAAACGGUGGAGUGAUUUUACGUCAACAACUCUCAAGACAAGAAAAUUCAGUUGAAACAGCCAAGAUUUUUAGUGCAGAAGAGCUCAAAAAGGCUACCAACAAUUAUCAUGAGAAUCUAAUAAUCGGCCAAGGAGGAUUUGGCAUAGUUUAUAAAGGGGUUUUAUCCGAUAAUAGAGUUGUGGCAAUCAAGAAGUCCAAACUUGUGGAUAAGAGCCAAAUUGAGCAGUUCAUCAACGAGGUGCUAGUACUUUCUCAAAUUAACCAUAGAAAUAUUGUUAAACUCCUAGGUUGUUGUUUGGAGACAGAAGUCCCUUUACUAGUCUAUGAGUUCAUCUCCAAAGGCACGCUUUUCGAGCACAUACAUCAUAAAGACAGGUCGUUACUAAUUUCAUGGGAGGCUCGUCUUAAGAUAGCUGCAGAAACAGCAGAGGCGCUAUCUUAUCUACACUCUGCAGCCUGUCCACCUAUAAUUCAUAGAGAUGUCAAGUCUUCAAACAUAUUACUAGAUGGUAAUUACACAGCUAAAGUGUCUGAUUUUGGAACUUCAAGAUUGAUUCCAUUAGACCAAAUAGAAGUAGUUACAUUGAUGCAAGGAACUCUUGGAUACUUAGACCCUGAAUAUAUGCAAACUAACCAAUUGACUGAGAAAAGUGAUGUUUAUAGCUUUGGUGUCAUCCUGAUAGAGUUACUAACAGGAGAGAAGGCGCUUUCAUUUGAUAGACCUAAAGAUGAGAGAAGUCUGGCUAUGUAUUUUCUUUCUGCUAUUAAAGAGGAUAGGCUGUUUGAAGUUCUUGAACAGAAUCUAUGGACUGAAAGAAAUGAGAAGCAGCUGAAGGAAGUGGCUAAUCUUGCAAGGAGGUGCAUCAAAUUGAAAGGGGAAGAUAGGCCUACCAUGAAGGAAGUAGCAGCUGAACUGGAAGGUUUAAGAAAGAUGGACAAGCAUUCUUGGGUUACCGUUGGUUCCAAUUCAGAAGAGACGGAGUACUUGCUGGGAGAGAAAUCUGAUUCUAAUAAAUAUGAUGUUGCUAUUAAAAGCAGUGUUGUAUAUGAUAGCAUGAAGGAGCAUACGAUGGUACCCUUCGAUGGUGGGAGAUGAUAGGAGUUUCUUCAUAUAUCUUUUUUUGGGAUACCAUGUUGCAUAUAAUGUUGUUUUCACAAGUUUUCCAUGCGUUGUUUUGCAUAUAAUCUUGUCUGGUUUCUCUGUUUCAAAUGUUCUUGUUUAGAUUC